Tribolium madens (black flour beetle) is the source of this 3026-nucleotide messenger RNA. RefSeq lists its product as uncharacterized. The transcript is spliced from 8 exons. The record is from RefSeq and is a predicted model, not a curated record. NCBI's taxonomy places the organism in Eukaryota, Metazoa, Arthropoda, Insecta, Coleoptera, Tenebrionidae. Bases 202 to 2499 code for a protein of 765 amino acids.
UUGUCUUGUCAUGUUUUCACACCCAUAACCUGUUCCUGUGCCCAUAACUUCCAUUAUGCCCUUUCUAAUAAUCACAUAACCUAAAAAGUGGUCAACGUUGGUUAUUUACCAAUUAAAAUACUACUACUUAAUUUAAUAAAAUCUUUUCAAAACCGGUUCUGAAUAAAAAUCAUCUUCGUGUUUGUUCAGCAACAAAUAAAUAUGGACGAAGAUGAAUUUGGAAAGGAUGACAAAUUUGUUAACAUUUACGGUCGAGAAAUUCCUGCAGUUAUUGUAGGAAAGCAGAAGGAAAUUGCACUCUCUUUAACAGAACUGAAACAAACUGGUGUUGCUAUUUACCAAAAAAGUCAAUAUGAAAAACUUUCAAAAAUUGACGAACCGUUUGACAGCAAUUUUGUUGACUAUAUGUUAGAAUCAGCAAAAGCGUACAUGUUGAAUAAUAAAGUAUCAUUCUCUCAGGAUCAGAUUAUGAGAAGCAUUGAGAAUUGUAAAAGCAUUUUAAUAGGCAAUAAGUCGCCUGUUUCUCGCAAGCAACCAACUUUUUUGAAACACAGAUCUGUAGCUAAACGAGGUGAUGAUGAAAUUUUUAUUCAACUAGCUAACACAUCUACCCAGGCCCAGUCUUCAAAUCCCAAACAGAAAAUGCCAGACUUUAAAAAUAUCAAUCCUAAAUUACACGUAUCUCCUAAAAUUAGUCCUGAAUUAAUAAAACCAACUAAACAAAUUGCACUCAAUGGUAGAGACAUUAGAGAAAGUGAAGUAGGCAAGUCGUUUGAAGAUGAAGCAAAAAAACUGAAAAAUGGUAUUGAUAAAACACAAGAUGAAACAAAGAAACUAAAGAAUGGUUCUGACAAAACACACGAUGCUCCUAAACGAUUUUCAUAUAAUACAGGUCAAAGGGAAUGCACUGUUUUUGUGACCCAAAUUGACAAGCGGAACUGCGUUUGGGUGCGGGAUAAGGCUAACGAUGAAAUUCUUGAGUCAAUCCACGCUAAAAUAAAUGAAGAGGUAAAGUACCAAAAGGUGGCGUCAAAGCCGUGGAAAAAAGAAAAAGUGUACAUGGCUGAGGAUGAGGGUUGUUGGUUUAGAUGUAAAAUCGUCAGGAUGUCUCCAUUGACUGUUUUCUUUCUGGAUUAUGGAAACAUUGCAGAGGUGGACGAAAUUAUGGAAGUUUCAGAAGAUUUAGCAAAAAUUCCUUGCUUGGCAGUACGCAUUACAUUUAAAGAAGCGGAAUAUAUGCCAGUUCUAGAAGACGAAAUACGAAUAAAUUUUUUUUACCACAACAGUGAUGGAACUUACUUUGUCAAUGUUUUAAAUUCAUUAAAAGCAACAACUGAUCGCAAUGAUCAAACUAGACAUUCUCUCGUUGCAAAUGAAGUGAAAAAAGACGUUAAGGAACCUUCAAAAAUCUGUAAGUCCGAUCAAAAAAUUAAUGAAGUUUUCUUCAAAAAGCCUCCACUUUUCUGUGAAAUCAGUGAAGGACAACUGGUUGCAAUCGUGCAAGUGAACGAAGAAAUUUUUUAUUUAAGAACUAAAGAAUGUUUUACUAAGUUAAAAGAUGUAGAAGCAAAGAUAGAAGAGUAUUCUAAAAAUGCUAAAAGCGUUGUAAAUGUUAAGCUCAAUCAAGUUGUGUUGCAUUAUAAUAACAAAACUAAUAAAUUUAAUCGAGUUGUAGUAUUAAAAGUUAGUAACGAUGUUGUUGAGGUUGAAGCUUUAGAUUAUCCAGAACGAUUUACAACAGAUUUGAAAAAUCUAAAACUGAUCAACGAACAACUGAGCAAAGAGCCUAUCACUUGUUUUCCUGCAGGACGCUUAACAGGAUUUGAAAACAAACAACUCGGUGAUAACUGCAAAGAAAUCAUAACUAAACACAUCAAGACAAGAACAAAAUUUCGGGUGGUGUUAGGUUUUGAUGACGAAUUUGAUUUAUUUGACGGCAGUCAACUGCUUUCAGAUCAGUUAUUAACAGGACCAGAAGGUUCCAAGAAAAUUUAUCUUAAAGACGUAACACUAUAUAAACCUGAAAUUGGGGUCAAUUCGUAUCUAUGUGGUUAUUACAAAAGCAGCGACAAUUUUGCGAUUGUACCAAGCAAGGAAUUGCAAGAACACAUUGACUACGUUUUGAGAUCUGAAAUCGAAGAUAGUGUUCCGUACAUUGCUGUUGAGAACGAAGUAUGCUUGUGUUAUUUUGUUGAUCAGUGGUACAGAUGUGCUGUUAUAAGGAUAUUUGAUAAGGAAUGUGAAGUUAUGCUACUCGAUUUUGGUAAUGUUGAACUAAUAAGAAAAGAAAAUUUGAGGAAACCUGACGAUCACAUUAUGAAAGUGCCAGCUUUAGCUUUACCAUGUAAACUAAUUGGUCUGCCAAGUCAUCAAAAUAUUGAAGCAGCUUUAAAAAAAAUUGUUCUUGAGGGAGAACUCUACAACGUUGAUGUUAAAAAAAUUACGGAGGGGAAAUGCCACGUGAAACUACCUGAAGUAUAUGCAGCUUUGAAAGACUAGUUUUAAUUUAGUAGAGCUUGUUCCAAAUCUGGUGGCGAAUUGACGUUAUCAAAAAUGACUGAAUUUUGACACUAAACAUAUAUUUACUAUUAAAACAAAUAUUGUUCAUAGACGUCGUAUGAAAUAAUAUUUCAAAACCACUGUUAUUCUUUAAAAAAUUAUAAUAAGUAGCUACUCAUACAUAAGAUGAAGAAUGAUGAACAAAUUAUUAAAUUGUUAAUGCAUAAAAAGAAUUUUUAAGAAUGAUGUUCCUAAUAAUUCGUGUCUUCAAAAUUUUUAAAGAAAAAAAAAGUACGCCCAUGCAUUUUUUUUUAUCUUAACCAAGUGGGCGCACACCAAGUGUCUUUUCCGUCACUGUCAGUUCGCCAUCAGAUAUGGAAUAAGUGCUUGUAUACUGUUUUUUUUUUAUUAACUGAAAAAUUCACAAUUCUUUAAAAAUUGUGUUUUUAAUUUGAUUUUUUUUAUUACAAUUUUUAUUAUGUAUUUUUGCAGCUAAAAUCGAAUAAAAGUACUAGAAUAACUUUUCA